CUGCUCCUUCCUCUGCACUCAACCAUCACAUUGAUUUCCAUUUCUUUUCGGAUAGUGAAGCUGUUGCAGCUCAAUGGAGACCCUGCUGUUAGAAAACACUUCAAUUUCAAAUGCUUUGACCUUCAAAUUGCUAGCGUACUGUGGUUAAUCAGUCAUAUAUAAUUAUGAAAUCCGUCCGUUAAUCUGUAACUCGCUGGUUGACUACAGACACGCUUUUACUGCCGAGUCAUAGUUCUCCGAUGGACGUAGUGGAGACGUUCCGACUUUCUCCUGAAGCUCUGCUUUCUUUCUGGCUUGUUUUAUGAUUGCUCCUUUUCUCUUGAGUUCAGAAACUCGACAUUCGAUUGGUUCUUCAAUCUGGAGAAGCGGGGUUUUCUCUUCUUUCUUUUCUGUCCGCUCUGGUUUUUAUUGCUCCUUUAAAAAGAUGGCUGUGCGGCUCUUUGAAGGGAAAGACCACGCAGUCUCUUACCUGCAGUACAGAGUGACGCCCCAUGAAAUGAUCAGCAAAAUUAUGAGCUACAUGGAGCAGAAGACACAGCAGCAGUACAAACUGGCCGUGGAUGUGGGCUGUGGUCCGGGGAAAUGGACAGUCCUUCUGGCUCCUUACUUCACUAGGGUGGUUGGAACGGACAUCAGCCAGGCUAUGGUAGAAAGAGCGCUAGCCAAAAGCCACCCACCAAACAUUUCAUUCAGACAUUGCCCUGCAGAGGAGAUGCCCUUCGCCUCAGGGGAGGUGGACCUUGUGACAGCCAUGACGGCGGCCCACUGGUUCGACCGGCCGCGGUUCCUCCAGGAGGUUGACAGGGUGCUCAGACCUGGAGGCUGCCUUGCUCUCCUGAGCUACACCAUGGACAUGAUCCUGGAAUACGGAGAAGUCUCAAAGGUCCUGAACAACAUCUGCCAAGAGUUCUAUGCUGCACUGCUUCCCUACCGUAGUUCUUAUUUAGGACCAAGCUCCAGGAAGAUUUACUCUGACAUGUUUAACUCCUGCUCUUACCCUGACAAAGAAUGGACUGAGUGCCAUCCAGUGAGAAGGACCCUUCCAGUGAGUGGAUUCAUAGGCAUGGUGGAGACGUUCUCCAGCUACCAGCAGCUGAAACAGAAGGACCCUUCUGAAGCUGAUCAUCUCUCCCACAGAAUCCUGACCAAGUUACUGACUGCCAUGAACGUGCCCUGUCCUGACACUGAAGUGAUGGUGAUCGUGAACUAUUUCGGCAUGCUGGCGUGCAAACCUUCAUCUGAAUGA
Messenger RNA from Gambusia affinis (western mosquitofish), 1246 nucleotides. RefSeq names its product putative methyltransferase DDB_G0268948. The record is from RefSeq and is a predicted model, not a curated record. Gene Ontology annotation, molecular function: S-adenosylmethionine-dependent methyltransferase activity. The transcript has 6 exons. NCBI's taxonomy places the organism in Eukaryota, Metazoa, Chordata, Actinopteri, Cyprinodontiformes, Poeciliidae. The coding region runs from base 302 to 1246 and encodes 314 amino acids.